AUGGGGGAGCGACGCAAGCUCGGCGAUGUCGCCAUGGACAUUUUGCUAUUUGCUGGCAUGAUGACCGCUGGCCUGUACGUCGCCCGAAACUUUCUUAACCCAAUCCUCAGCAACCUCGCCGAUCCCGACAAGGAGAAGCACGAACAAGCUAGGCGCCAAGCGAAGGCACAUCUGGAGCGGUUAAACCGACAAAAACGAGAUGGAAGCGAAUUUGAAGACGAGAGCAGCGAUUCGUUACGAGGGCCGGACCUUGUUCUGAAUGAAUAUGAGAACCUGGUUGCGCUUGAGAUGGUUCCGCCUCAGGACCUCUCUGUUGGAUUCGAUGAUAUUGGUGGAUUGGAUACCAUCAUCGAGGAACUCAAGGAAUCAGUCAUCUAUCCCUUGACGAUGCCUCAUCUUUAUUCACACGCUGCGCCACUGCUUUCUGCCCCCUCGGGUGUGCUGCUGUACGGUCCGCCUGGAUGUGGAAAGACAAUGCUGGCCAAGGCCGUCGCCCAUGAGAGCGGCGCGUCUUUUAUCAAUCUGCAUAUCUCGACUCUGACCGAGAAGUGGUAUGGAGAUUCAAAUAAGAUUGUACGAGCUGUCUUCUCUCUUGCCCGCAAGAUGCAGCCCGCUAUCAUUUUCAUUGAUGAAAUUGAUGCGGUGCUCGGAACCCGAAGGAGCGGCGAGCAUGAGGCCAGCGGCAUGGUGAAAGCAGAAUUCAUGACCCUUUGGGAUGGACUGACGUCUGCAAACUCAUCGGGAAUGCCCGCUCGCAUCAUGGUUCUCGGAGCCACAAACCGCAUUAACGACAUCGAUGAGGCUAUCCUCCGUCGAAUGCCAAAGAAGUUCCCUGUCACAUUGCCCGGCACUGCGCAGCGACGACGGAUCCUGCAGCUUAUCUUGCAGGACACCAAGACAGACCCCGAAAACUUUAGCCUGGAUUAUAUCGCAAAUGUCACUGCUGGACUUUCGGGAAGUGACAUUAAGGAGGCUUGUCGAGAUGCCGCCAUGGUGCCUGUGCGGGAGUAUAUGCGACAGCACCGACAGAGCGGCCAGGCAAUGUCGACCGUUGACCCGACGCAGUUCCGGGGCAUCAGGUCGGACGACUUCCUGGGCCGUGAGGGAGGUCAGAUCAAGUUGCAACCGACCCGACGACCUGCCAGGACGGGGGUUGAGGAGCUUAUUCCGGAGGAGCAGGAUUAG
This is a messenger RNA of Fusarium vanettenii 77-13-4, 1185 nucleotides long. RefSeq lists its product as uncharacterized. Lineage: Eukaryota; Fungi; Ascomycota; Sordariomycetes; Hypocreales; Nectriaceae. The transcript has 4 exons. The record is from RefSeq and is a predicted model, not a curated record. Gene Ontology annotation, cellular component: mitochondrial outer membrane. The coding region runs from base 1 to 1185 and encodes 394 amino acids. Gene Ontology annotation, molecular function: ATP hydrolysis activity; ATP binding.